Molecule: messenger RNA, 1326 nt
Organism: Fusarium coffeatum
Lineage: Eukaryota; Fungi; Ascomycota; Sordariomycetes; Hypocreales; Nectriaceae
Exons: 4
Coding region: 1-1326 (441 amino acids)
Biological process (GO): proteolysis
Molecular function (GO): cysteine-type endopeptidase activity
Source: RefSeq, a predicted model, not a curated record
AUGUCCUACUAUCCAGGCCAAGGGUACAACGGAGGAGGAGGCGGCGGCUAUGGAUACGGUCCUCCGCCAGGCCAUCCUCCCCCCCAGCAAUAUUAUUCUGGACCUCCUCCCCAGCAGCAGCGUUCGUACGGUCCUCCUUCUGGACCUCCUCAGCAUCAUUACGGUCCUCCUCAGCAACAUUACGGACCUCCCGGCGGUCCUCCUCCCCCGACAAACUAUGGUAGUGUUUCCAGAGGCUCUUCCCAAGCCCCCAAAAGAUAUCCUCCUCCUAAUUAUCCUCCUCCGCCUCAUUUAGAUGCGUACGGCUAUCCUCUUCCACAAGGUCGACAUCACCAUGCCCAACACGCUCGAUCCGGACCACCUCCCCCCGAUGUUCCUCAGCAGUUCGGCCACGGUGCCCCCGAGGGCUACACUUUCCAAUACUCCAGAUGUACCGGUCGUCGCAAGGCGCUUCUCAUCGGCAUCAACUAUUUUGGCCAAGAAGGCGAGCUGCGUGGAUGUAUCAACGAUGUACACAACAUCUCGGCCUUCUUGGUGGAGCGCUACAACUACAAGAGAGAGGACAUGAUCAUCUUGACUGAUGACCAGCAAGACCCGAUCAUGAUUCCCACUCGCGAAAACAUCAUCCGCGCUUUCGGCUGGCUUAUCCAAAACGCCCAACCCAAUGAUGCUCUCUUCCUUCACUACUCUGGUCACGGUGGCCGAGUCGAGGAUUUGGACGGUGAUGAGGAUGACGGAUAUGAUGAGUGUAUCUACCCAGUUGACCAUGCCCAGGCUGGUCCUAUCAUCGACGACGAAAUCCAUGCUCGCGUCGUAAAGCCCUUGGCUCAGGGUGUGCGUCUCACAGCCAUCUUUGACUCAUGCCAUUCCGCCACCGUCAUGGAUCUUCCAUACGUUUACUCAACCAAGGGUGUUCUCAAGGAACCAAACCUGGCCAAGGAAGCUGCAUCAGGACUUUUUGACGCCUUCAGCGCAUACUCUAGAGGAGAUCUUGCCGGAGCUGCUAGUUCAGUGUUCGCGUUGGCCAAGUCUGCCAUGACCGGCGAUGAGGUUUAUGAGUACAACAAGCAAACCCGAACAUCACCUGCUGACGUUGUUAUGUUCUCCGGAAGCAAGGAUGACCAGACAUCGGCCGAUGCCACCAUCAACGCGCAGGCUACUGGUGCUAUGUCGUGGGCGUUCAUUUCAGCACUCAAGGCGAACCCUCAGCAGAGCUACGUCGAGUUGCUGAACAGUGUCCGCGACAUUCUCGAAGAGAAGUAUACCCAGAAGCCACAGCUCUCGAGUAGUCACCCUAUUGACACCGACCUCUUGUUUGUUAUGUGA